AUGCCGGCAACAGUGGCACAGGGAACUCCGCUGGCGGAGGCCUUGGCGAAUGUCGUGCAGCCGAAACUGGUAGAGAUGGGAUGGAGUGCAGAUAGCGGGGAGGACUCUGCGUUGACGGAAUACGUGAUUCUGAUGUUGGUCAACGGCAAGACUCAAGAGCAAAUCGCGGAGGAGCUUUCGAACGAUCUACUCAACCUGGGAGAGGGCGAUACACAGGCUGUUGACUUUUCGCAGUGGUUAUUUGAGCAGGUAGAGGUGCUUAACAACAAUAUCAACGGUGUGGCGUCCGUCCCCAACGCGGCGCCCGCUGCUGUACAGGCGUUAUCGACAAGCACCAACCAGAAUGUCUUUGGGGUUCAAGAUCAGCAAGAUGCUACUAUGGGUGAAGCGUCAGGCCCAGGUGAUAAUAUACCCACUGGUCCUCGGGCGAUGCGAGACAACAAUAACCGUGGCAGAGGCCGAUUGUUGAAUCAAAUAAAUAAGACCUUGGAACGCGGACCUGAUGCUAUGCUUCAUCGUGUGCGCGGUCAGAAUAAUACCGGUCGAAUCAAUACACAUGGACGAGAUUUCCAAAAGAACCAACGAGGACAGUUUGGAGCUGGCCGGGGUGGUAGAGGCAGAAUGGGAUUCGGGAACAUGCAGGGGCAAGGAGCAGGAAAUAUGAUGCAAAUGACGCCCGAGAACCAGAUGCAGCUUAUGGCUCUUCUCGAAGAACAAGCGAGGAUGAUGUCGCAGUUCAUGCCUGGGUUUAUGUCGCCGGCGGUCAACCCGAACUUUCAGAAUCAACAACACCAACAAAAACAACACGGUCGGUCAUUAUUCGAUCGAGUUGAGCGUCCAAACCAGCGACAAGGCGGCGACUUUCAGUCACGGGCCUCUCAGAAUGGCAUUGCUGUCAAGCAAGGUGAAGAUGGUGAUAUGGACAUGACAGAAGACCAGACGACGGCCGACGGUCAAGCAAAUACCGACAGUGUUUGUCGGUUCAACCUCCGCUGUACUAGAACGGAUUGCCCCUUUGCCCAUCAAUCGCCAGCUGCUCCCGAGGGUGCUCCCGUCGAUGUCACCGACCACUGCCCAUUCGGAGCAGCAUGCAAAAACAAGAAAUGUACCGGACGACACCCAUCACCAGCUGUUAAAGCAUCUCAUCAAGCAGAAGAAAUUUGCCGCUUCUUCCCUCACUGCACCAAUCCUCACUGUAAUUUCAAACAUCCUAGCAUGCCUCUCUGCCGGAAUGGAGCCGACUGCACUACUGAAGGGUGCAAAUUCACUCAUCUCACCACCGCAUGCAAAUUCAACCCCUGUAUGAACCGGAGUUGUCCAUACAAGCAUACCGAGGGUCAGAAGGCUAGCUUCCCGGACAAAGUGUGGGUUGCAGGCCAGGAGAAACCUCAUGUUAGCGAGCGGAAAUUCGUUGAAGAUACCAAUGGCGAGGAGGAGCUUAUCAAGCCCGAUGUAGCUCAAGCAGAGCAGGUCAUCACCUGA
This is a messenger RNA of Talaromyces marneffei, 1482 nucleotides long. RefSeq lists its product as uncharacterized. Gene Ontology annotation, molecular function: poly(A) binding. The coding region runs from base 1 to 1482 and encodes 493 amino acids. The transcript is spliced from 2 exons. The record is from RefSeq and is a predicted model, not a curated record. Gene Ontology annotation, biological process: regulation of mRNA stability. Gene Ontology annotation, cellular component: nucleus; cytoplasm. Lineage: Eukaryota; Fungi; Ascomycota; Eurotiomycetes; Eurotiales; Trichocomaceae.